Eufriesea mexicana is the source of this 9639-nucleotide messenger RNA. RefSeq names its product PHD finger protein enhancer of yellow 3 (gene e(y)3). The transcript is spliced from 10 exons. Lineage: Eukaryota; Metazoa; Arthropoda; Insecta; Hymenoptera; Apidae. The coding region runs from base 13 to 9609 and encodes 3198 amino acids. The record is from RefSeq and is a predicted model, not a curated record.
AAUAUCAAAACAAUGUCUGAAAGUCCUAAGAUGGGCCUAUUUGGCUCCAAAGACGAAACGAAGGAAACAAAGAAAGAAACCAAGGACAACUCACCUGACCGUUAUGCCCCUUAUUGUAUUGACAGUGAUUCAGAAACUUAUGAUACAGAAGCUUUAAGCAUCAUGGAUAUUAAUGAUAUCAUUGGUGUUCAGUCAGAACCUGUUAGUGAUUCUACUUUAGAGAGUGAAAUUGCUGCACUUUCUCAGAUGAUUACAGAAUCAAAGACAGAUGCAAGUCAGAAUACAACAGAAAAAAAGCUUGAAAUGCAAGAGAGAACUGUAACCAAGAAUGAAGAAGCUCCUAUAGUUGAGAAAAAUGAUACAAUUCACAGAUUUGAUACAAAUGAACAUAUAAAAUCCACCUUAAAGGAAUUAGAGAAUGUUUGUUGUGUUAAAGGAAUAAGUGAUAACAUGGAACAAUCAAGCAAAGAUAACUUUCAGUUUAGUAGUGAAAAUAGCUUGCAAAAAAAUGUGCAAUUGUGUGAACAAAAAACGGACAGUGACAUUAAGGACAAUCAUGAAUCUAAUGUAUUAACAGAUUCUGUAGAUAUCGUUAGUACUAAAGAUAUUAAAAAUUCUAAUACCAUAAAUAAAGUGACUGUUGAACUUGUUGACUCUAUAAGUGGUUCUAUUUCAGUGACAUCAGAAAUUAUGAAAAGCGACGAAAAUGUAAAUAGGUCUAAUAUAAGUGAACAACAGAGUAGUCAUAGUGAAAUAUUAACUGUGAAUAGCAAAGUGACUAUUAUAGAAAAUGAAAACAGUAUUCGUGGAAGUUUACAACUAAUUGGUGAAGCAUAUAGUUCAGAGGACUCUCAGGAUGGAAUUACAAAUGACGAAGAACCAAACAUAACAAGUUCAACAACUAGUUCUAAUGAAAAGUGCUUAAUUCCUUGUGAAGAAAUUAAAGACAUAAAUGAAGUUUGUGAGAUACAGAAGGAUGUAAAUAAUAUCUCUGAAGAAAUUGAUAAUAUACAUUUGGAUAAAGCUUGUACAAAUGAGAAUACUAUUGCCAAGACUAUAGAAAAUGAAAAAUUGUGUAGUAGUGAAAUUGAAUCAUCUAAUUGUCCUACAAAAUCUACAUAUACAGAAGAAUUACCUACAAUUUCAGAAGAUACAAAAGAUAUUGUUCCUAAUGAAUAUAAAGUAGAUAAUCUCAGUAACAUUGAUUUACAAUGUGAAAAAGAAAAUAUUAAUACAACUACCACUGAUAUAAAUAACAUUAAAGAAGAAAUAGAAGAAAAGAAAAUUGACAUUCAAAUAGUAGAAGAAACUAUAAUGAUGGAACAUUCUGAAAGUGAAGUAGGAAAAAACAAUGUCGAAUCUGUGGCUGAUGUUUGUGCUACAGAAGAAGUACAGUCGGAAACCAAGGUUAAGGAUGAAAAUGUAGUAAUGGAAAGUAAUCAAGAAACUACAGAACAUAUAGGUGUAGAAGAAGAAAGACAAGAUAAAGGUAAAGAAUGUACAGAUGAAGAAAAAGAAAGAAAUCAAGAAAAUGUAGAACAUGUAAAUAAUUCAGACAUCGAAAAUAACUUCAUCAAUAAUGAUCAAGUGUCAAAUGUAGAAUCAAAUGAUGAAGUGAACAUUGAUAAUGGUACUGAAGUUAUUGAGGAAGAAAUUGAGUUAAAUGUAAAACCUGUACAAUCAAAAGUUAAAUCAGAAGAUAUAAAUAAUUCUGUUAUUAUUAUUAAAUUAAAAGAAAUUGAUUCACCACAUGAAACAAAUAAUUCAGAAUUACCAAAAAGUAAAGUCGAUGAAGUAGAAUUGUCAGAACUGAAAGAAAACAUGGAAAUUGAAAAAUUAGAAGUAAUAGAAACAGAAUUACAAGGUUCUUUGGAACUACUUACAAAUCAAGUAUUCCCUCAAACAACUGACCAAACUAAUGUAAUUUUUAAUGAAAAUUCUAUGCUUUCAGAGCCAAGUAGCUCAGAAUUGCCUUUAAACAGUGAUGAUGUAAUUGAUAAUAUUACAAAUAUUGCUGAUAGUACAGAAACUAAUAUAGAGAUAGAGAACGAAGAGAACAAAGAGAUGAAAAUAAAAAGUAAUUUAAAGUCUAUGUCAUCUGAAGAAAUCAACACUGAAUUAAAAGAAGAUAUUGUUGAAUCAAUAGAUGAAACAGAAUUACCUACUAUUCAAGAGAAAACAGAAAAUGAGUUAGAAACAAAUAUACCAGAAACUUGUGAUACAGUUGAUAAAUAUGAAGUUUCAAUGGAAGUAGACUUGAAUGUGAAUUCUGCAACUUCUAUAUUAGAAACAACUGAAAACGAAAUUAAUGAAGCUGAAAAUAGUUCUAAUGAAAAAAUAGAUCAAUUAUUGAAAGAGGAUACUGAUAAAAUAGCACAAGAAAUGGGAAUUAAUUUAGAGGUAAUAAAAGUUGAAGAUCAUAUUUCUAAAGAAAAGGAUCAAGAAUCAAAUAAAGUUGAACAUACAUUAAUUGAAGAAGGUGAAUCAGAAAGAAUCAUAGAUAUAGUUCAUGAUUUUUACGAGGUUACAAAAUCAAAAAGUAUACAAAUUAUUGAACUGCAUGAUAAUAUUGAGGUCGGAAAACAAACAGAAGUUGACAAACAGGUAGAAGAACAUAAUACAGAGGAAAAAGGAAUAGAGGAAGAAAACAUAAUUAAAAUACAAAUAGAGGAAGAAAAUACAGCUAAAAGACAAAUAGAGGAAGAGAAUAUAGCUAAAAAACAAAUAGAGGAAGAUGAUAUAAAUGAAAAACAAAUAGAAGAAGAUAAAAAAGAAGACUUUUCUCCUGAAAUUGUUAUAGAAGAAGAGCAAUCCACCGAAAUAAAAAUUGAAAUCAAUGAAUUACAAAAGCAUGAAAAUAUAUGUAAUAUUAUUGAGGAAAACCACUCAGGAGAAUCUGAAGGAAUUGCAAUACAAAAGGAAGUAGAUGUAAAGGCAGAAGAAAUUAAUAAUUACUCUAAUGCACAAGAAUCAGCUUCUGACUUAAAAUUUAUCAAUAAGGAUACACUUCCAACAUUAGAUCAUACAGAGAUGAUAGUACCUGAAGAGGAUGUAAAAGAGGAACACAUGGAAGAAGAAAUGAAUUUAGCCCUAGAAUUGGAAGAAACUGAAUCACAGUCAGAAAUAGUUAAAAAUGAUAUUGAAGAGAAAUCUGGCAAGGGGAAAGAUGUAGAACUUCCUGAAGAAAUUAUGGCAGAAUGUCAAGAAAAUGUAAUUAUUGAAGUAAAUGAUAAUAUUGCAGUUUCAAUAAAUUUAGAAACAUCAAGUGAUAAUGAUAUAAAUAUAGAAGGUGUUGCACAGUCAAAUGAUGCUGAACAUUUGGAAUUAAAUAAGAAUGAAGAGUUAUCAGAUAAGCAACAAUUGGAAGAUGAUUCAAAAAGUGAAACCAAUAAAGAUAAUUUAAAGGAUAUUUUAGAAACUGCCAAUAAUGUGGAAGAAAUGUUUUCUGAAGAACAGUGCCAAAAUACAGAGGAUAUUGUUACUAGUAUCCUAGAUGAUGUAAGAACUGCAACUGAUUUCAAGAAUAUUUUAAGUCCAGAAGCAGUUGUAGCAAAUGAAAUAGAAGAGGUUCUACAACAGUCUGUAAACUUACCAUUGGUAGGAUCUGAAAUUGAAGAAUUGACUGAAAAACUACCACAGGAUUCAGAAGAUAUAUUAAACAAGGAUAUGGAGGAUUCAAUCUCAACACAAAACAUAGAUACUCUAGAAGGAUUGCUAGGUCUAGAUUUAAUUCCAGAGGGAGAAGAUUCUACAUUGAAAAUAACAAAAGCUGAAGAGGAACUUCAGAAGCCAGAACAAUUGUCAAAGGUUGUGAAUAUGAGACUUUUAUUAGAACAAUCAAAUCACACAUCCGAUAUGGCACAAGCUUCUGAUUAUAUAACACAUGUGAUCAGUAGUUGUUUAACAGACAGGGAUGGUGUAUCAUUGGAAGAUACUACAGAAAAAUCUAAUAUAAUUGAAGUUGAUGAUGACAAAGGUAAAGAAUCUGAGGCUGGUGAUCUAUUGAAAAUCGAUGAAAGUCUAAUUUCUGAGUCUAUGGAUAAAGAUGAUAAUGUUGAAGAUUUACAGAAAGAUUUGGGAGAGGGUACUGAUAUUCCAGGUAAUGAAUUAGACAUGGAUUUUGAGGAAGCUCCACUAGAAUCCGUAGGUGAUCUCGAAGAAACAGAAUCUAAACUUGAAUUGCCUUCGGACAUUUUAUUACAUAAUGUAGAUCAGGGCGAAAAUUUGAACGAUGCUCCAUCGGGUAUAGAAACAUCUCAACCGAGCUCUGAAAUAUCCGAGCUUGAAUCGGCAGUAAAAUUUUUACAAGAAUCCGAAGAACAAGCUAUGGAUUCCCCUUUGGUGUUGUCUCCUAAGAUGGUAGAAAGCGUCGUAGAUGACAUAUCGAAACAAGCAGACGCAUCGUCUUUAUUUGUACCUGAUGAAGACAUGUGUGAGAAUACUGUGGAAUUAGAAGCAGAAUUACAAAAUAUUGCGACAGAUUCGAUUUCCAUUUCUGAAGCAGAAAUCAUCUCAGAAGCUGCGAAACUGGAAAGUGAAAGAAAACUUGCAGAGCAAAUUAAAAUUGAUGCUUUACAGGAUGCAUUUGGAAUAGACGAUGAUAAAGAGAUGAUAAACCAAGACAUGAUUGAAGACAAGAUCAUAAUUCCAACAUGUUUGAGUUCUGAACCUAAAUUUGAUGUAACAACUUUGGAAAACAUUGAAGUACAACAGUCAUCAAACCUAGAAAAUAAAAAAGUACUUGAAACAGUGGUAACUUUACCUCAAAAUAUUUUGAAGACAUCCGAAUCUAUUCCAAAAGUUUCAAUUUUAGAAGAACGUCUAAAGGAACCGCCAAAAAUAGAAAUUCCAGCUACGGAUGUAACGAAAGUUUCAAUGUCUCCAACUACUUCCAAAGAUAGUCUUUUGAUUCAAAAAGAUGCAAAAUUAAUUGCCUAUCAGAAGAUGUUAGAGUCACCAAAAUUGUUCGAUAAAUCGGAGUCGAAGUUUGUGGAAACACCUCGAAAGGAUUCUGAAAAACAUGAUUUCGAAAAUGUUGGAUCUCCAAGAAUCAUAUUAAAAAUAGCAAAAUCUGCAAUAACUGAUUGUGGAGAACCAAGGUCUCCUAAAAGUCCAAAAAUUAGAUCUGCAACCAAUUCGCCAAACCCCGAAGAUAGUCCGGGUCAAAAAUUAGGAAAAAUAAAAUUGAAGUUAUCUAAAGGAGGUCAUCCUUCUAUAAUAUCUAAUGAGAAUGUCGAAGAACUUGGACAAUGGUACUCAGAAGGCUCAUCAUCAUUGUCUCCUAUUGGCAUGAAAAUUAAAUUAUCUAAAUCUGGAGAUGCAUCCAUAGUUACCACUGAAAAACACGAAUUGAUUGAUGAUUCUAAGGAAGGUAAGCACAAGUUCGAGGAAACUAAGCGGACAGAAUCACCGAUUGGAAUGAAGAUUAAGUUAUCAAAGAGCGGCGAUGCGUCUAUAGUGCAACAAGAUGCAAAAGAGAUCCAGAUGAAGCAUAAAGAGAAGUUAGACAUGGUUCAAGGAAGUCCAAAGAGAACGGAAUCUCCGAUUGGAAUGAAGAUUAAACUUUCAAAAACUGGAGACGCUUCGAUCAUACAACCAGAGAGACAAGAAUUUUCUGAAGAAUACAAGGACAAUAUACAAAUGAAACCAAAAGAAAAGCUCGAAUCAUGUUAUGACUCUCCUAAGAGAACUGAUUCUCCUAUAGGAAUGAAAAUUAAAUUAUCUAAAAGCGGAGAUGCUUCGAUCGUUUCGCCUGAUUUGCCAGAAGAAAAUAAAGAGAUGGCUAAAACAAGAGAUAAAUUAGAAUCGCCUCCAGAAAUUCCGAAGAGAACCGAAUCUCCGAUUGGAAUGAAGAUUAAAUUAGCAAAAACAAAAGGUGGUGGAGCUUCUAUAAUAUCAGUAGAAAAUUCUGAAGAGUCGAAAGAUAAGUUAGAAAUUCCAGAUAUUCCCAAACGAACUGAAUCACCUCUUGGAAUGAAGAUAAAAUUAUCCAAAAGUGGUGACGCGUCCAUUGUUCAUUCAGAGUUGUUGGAUGAAAUUAAAGAUAAUGUGGAUAUAGCUCUGGAUGCGACAAAAUCGUUGGAAGUACCGCAUAGUGAUAUUGUACAAGAAACUAUGGAACCAUCAAUGGAGGUCAUACAUGAAGUUUUGCCAAAAGUUGAAUCACCCAUUGGAAUGAAGAUCAAGCUUUCUAAGUCCGGUGAUGCAUCCAUAGUUUCUUCAGAAAAGCAAGAACAGUUAGAAGAAAGCAAACUUCUUCAGGAAAUUCCCAAGAGAACAGAAUCGCCUCUUGGAAUGAAGAUUAAACUAUCUAAAACUGGUGACGCUUCUAUUAUACAACCCGAUAUAUCCGAAGAUACAAAUAAGAUAAUACGAACAUCUGAGGCAGAACAUUCUAAAAACACUGAUGCUUCUUUAGGUAUGAAGAUAAAGCUGUUAAAAACCGGGGAUGCUUCUAUAGUGGAUUCAGAAAAGAAGGAUAGACAGCAGAGACGUCGAGAUACCGAGUCAUCUCUAGAGAUGAAGAUUAAAUUGUCUAAAACGGGUCAUCCGACAAUUGUGGCUUGUGAUAAUCAAGCGGAAGUUGUAUACAAGUCAAAAGAAUCUACUGAUUCGUCCCAAAAUUUUGUACAAAGGUAUAAAGAGACUGGACAAGCUGGUCAUAAAGAACCUGCAUUAAAGAUCCUUAAAACUGGACAUUCAACUAUUCUGCAAAGUAAUCGUUCAGAACUGACCAUUGAGCCAGUGCAAAUGCAAGGAAAGAAACUAGAUAGUGUGGUUGAAAUGUCACCAAAGCGUAAAGAUAUUACCAUUGCACCAAUUGAAUCUAAAAAAUCCAAAUUGGAAACUCAACUCACACAAAUUUUGCCUGAGGUUACUAUCCAGCCUGUGACAUCCAGGGAACAAAAGCAGUUUCUAUUUGACCCAAAAAACAGCGCAAUUAGUCUACAACAGAUGAAUGUAAUAAAUCAAGAAAUCAGUAUUACCCAAGUAAGACCACAAAAAUCGACUGAUGCCUCUAUGAACGAGAAAUUGAAGGAUAUUUUAUCGAAGAACGUGGCUGGUUCCCCAAUGAAUUCUGACUGUGAAAUCAUAGAACACCGACCAGAGUUGAUAAUAGUAAAUGAGAACUCAAAUUCUAGCCAGGAUGUUGUGAUAAUAGAAGAAGUUUCCCCCAAUAGAAUGCCAGAAGUUAAAGUGCCCAAGAAAAGAGGUAGACCCAGAAGGAAUCCAUUACCACAAGGAAUUACCCAUCCUCCACCUCAUUUGUUAAUACCUAGGGAUCCUUUGUCUUUAGACGACGCGCAACAGAUGCAACAGCCACAAAUACCCCAUUUUCCAGAAUCCAGAGAGAAUGAAAGACCUAAGAGGACCUGUAGGAGUCAAAAAAGUUAUGCACCCCCUAAAAGAGGCAGAGGACGAGGACGAGGAAAACGAAAACUGGACAGUGUAGAUCCCCAGAUUAUGAAAAAGCCUAGGAUAGAUCAAGAUUUAAGCGCUAUUGAAGCUUCUACAACUGCUGUGAUAACAAUAGAUGAUUCUGGAGUGCAACAAGAAUCCUUUGGAAAAUCACCAGAAUUAUACAAAGCACUUAAACAGCCAGCAAUGGAUUCUAAGAUGGCUAAUUCUUCGGACUCCAUGGGUAUACAACCGGAUAUGAACAAAGGAUCAGAGAUGCGAUUACCCAAACCAGUAUCAAAUGACGUUAAAGAUAGUAUUAGGGAUAAAAAGUUGGCUGAAAUCGUUCCUGAUCGAAUGCAAAAAGCCGCAACGAAAGUAGAUUCCGAUAACAGAUCUGAUAAAUCAAUGGAAAAUGUAAAAUCGGAAAAUAAGGAUAUGUUAAUACCACCUAACUGGUUGACACCAGCAUCUAAAAGAGUAGAUAAUACUACAAAGCAUGAAAAUAUGUCUACAGUUCAAGUGAUAGACGAGGAAACGAGAAUGAGUGCGGAAUCGGGUUCAAGAUCUCAAACUCCAGCUAGAAAUAUUUCUGCACCAGCUUCUGAAACCAUAGUAAAUGAAGAAUCUCAAGGAAGUGUACUUAGUACUGCAACCACAGAAUCGGAAAAGGUGAAGGUCAAGAAUCGAAGAAUGGAAAUUAAUUUUGAUCCAGACGAAGGACCAUUUACUGUCGAUAAAAUUGCUGAGUAUGAAUGGCCACUUGACCGUAAAGGUGAAACAUUUAUGAUACAAGAACAAAUAUCUCAAUAUCUUGGUGUAAAAUCAUUCAAAAGAAAAUACCCAGAUCUAAAGAGAAGAGUAGUGGAUAUGGAAGAAAGAAAUUAUUUAAGAGAAAAUGGAUUGGUUAGUGAAGCAAUGUGUGACAUGGGUUUAACUGCUGUAUGUAGUUCAGAAGUAUUAGAUGUAAUGUGUAGUGAUUUCCCAGAUCAGUAUGAAGAAUAUCGCAAACAUAUGCGCGAGAAGCAAGUAAAAGAACAUUCCAAAAAGCAGAAGGAACUAACAGCAGCUGCAAAUGCAGAAAAAAAUAGAAUUGAUCUAGCAGAAAUGGCAGUCCAAUCUGCAUUGUCUUGGAAUAUUAGCUUAAAUAAAGCUCGACGGGAAAAUAGGAAGUGCAGUCUAGACUUGCAAACUUUUACAAUACACGUGCCAAAGAAACAACAGAAAGUUGAAACGGAACGACGAAUUGGUCAUUAUCCUGUUGCACUAAUACCGGGACAAUAUACAGAUUAUUAUCGGGAAUAUACACCAGCCGAGUUACGAUAUUAUCCUUUAAAUACAGUUCUCUAUGGUCCUAUGAGACCAAAUGAACGUAAAUUUGAUAGUCAGUCAGAGGGAUCUCAAAGUGAUAGUGAUAGUGAUUCAUCUUCAGAUGACUCAAGUUCGUCUUCUAGCGAGGGAACGCAAGAUACUGAAGGUUCUCAGUCCACAAUGGACGAAGUAGAUAUGGAAAUAGCAAAUCAAAAAGAUGAAAUAAAAUUGAAAUGCAAAAUGUGCUUAAAAACUUUGAAUAAACACAGUAAAAAUGAAGUAUUGAUUCAGUGUGGCACAUGUAAUGGACAUGUUCAUCCAUCAUGUAUAGAUUUAACAUUAGACAUGGUUCCUCAUAUUCAAUCAUAUGCAUGGCAAUGCACAGAUUGUAAAACUUGCGCUCAAUGUCAUGAUCCUGCCGACGAAGAUAAAAUGCUUUUUUGUGAUAUGUGCGAUAGGGGGUAUCAUAUUUAUUGUGUCGGUCUCCGACGAGUCCCUCAAGGAAGAUGGCACUGUCAAGAAUGUGCUGUUUGUGCAAAUUGUGGCUCAAGAGAACCUGGUGGUAUAAAUUCUGAUAGAAAUAGUGUUGCUCAGUGGCAACAUGAAUAUAAAAAGGGUGACAAGAAUACUCGUGUUUAUGUUUCAACGCUGUGCGUUCCAUGCUCAAAGCUAUGGCGAAAGGGUCGCUAUUGCCCGCACUGCAGUCGCUGUCAUACUGCCCCAAGACUCGACCUGGAAGUGAAUCUAGUGCAUUGCAGCGCAUGUGACAAAUAUCUGCACUUAGGUUGCGUGGAGACCAAGGGAAUGCCGUUAGACAGGAAAAAUUACCUGUGUGAUUUUUGUGCACCAAAUCGUCAACAAAUGAUGAAACCAUUAGUAUCGAAAACAUUGAAAACGUAAAUAAAUAAAAAAUAUAUAAUUUUGUUUGAG